AUGGCUGCGGUGCAAGAGGAAAGCACACAAAGAAUCAAAGAUGUCGAAGCAGCCGCUGGACAGCCGCAGAACGAGAAAGUCGUCGAUCCAUACAUCGUGGAUUGGGAGGGACCCGACGACCCCCAGUGUCCCAUGACCUGGCCUUUGAGCAAGAAAGUGCGGCAGCUGGCCGGAAUGGGAGUCAACAGUCUUCUCACACCUCUAUCCUCAUCGAUGUUCACCCCAGGCGAGGCGGACGUGCUGGCCGAAUUCCACACAACAAAUUCCACACUAGGGUCCUUCGUUGUCUCCAUCUUCCUGCUGGGCUACGUGGUCGGCCCCCUGGUAAUUGCGCCGUUGUCUGAGAUGUACGGCCGUUGUCGACUCUACCACAUCUGCAACACCCUCUUCCUUAUCUUCACCAUCGCAUGUGCAGUCGCCCAAACAUUACCGCAGCUGUUUGUGUUUCGCUUCUUCGCCGGAGUCGCCGGUAGCUGUCCGAUGACGCUGGGUUCCGGCACCGUGGCGGACCUCAUCCCCAAGGAAAAACGCGCGGGCGUGAUGGCCAUCUGGGCUAUGGGCCCCAUUCUGGGCCCUGUCAUCGGACCCAUCGCCGGGUCGUUCGUCUGUGCGAACAUCGGCUGGCGCUGGGUGUUCUGGAUCAUCGCGAUCGCGACCGGAGUAAUGCUUAUCGCCACCCUAUUCUGCUACCGCGAAACCUACAGCGUGGUCCUCCUCGAGCGCAAAGCCGCGCACCUGCGCAAGGAAACGGGCAACGAGAAAUACCGCUCCAAAUUCGACCGCGGCACGCCGCGCAAGGAGAUCUUCCGGCUGGCGGCGGUGCGGCCCGUCAAGCUGCUCUUUCUGUCACCGACCGUGCUGCUGAUGGCGCUGUUCGGCGCCGUCUCCUACGGCUACCUGUACCUCAUGUUCACAACCAUCACCGCCAUCUUCGAGGAGGUCUACGGCUGGCGCCAGGAGAUCUGCGGCCUGGCGUACCUGGGCUUUGGCCUCGGGGCCAUCCUCGGUGUCCAGGUCACCGGCUACGUGGCCAACCGCAUCGCCGCGGCGCACACGGCCCAAGGCCGGUUCGUGCCCGAGUCGCGGCUAAUCCCGUGCCUGUACGGCUCGUGGCUCCUGCCUAUCGGGCUGUUCUGGUAUGGCUGGUCCGCCGACAAGCAGGUGCACUGGAUCAUGCCAAUCAUCGGGACGGGGAUCUUUGGGGCGGGGCUGAUGUGUGUUUUCCUGUGCAUCAACACCUACCUCGUCGACUCGUAUCUCCUGUACGCUGCCUCGGUGACAGCCGCCAACGCAGUGUUGCGCUCGCUGAUCGGGGCGCUGCUCCCGCUAGCCGGUCCUUCAAUGUACGAUGCCCUGGGGCUGGGGUGGGGCAAUUCUCUGCUGGCGUUCAUUGCCCUGGUCUUUUGCUCGUUCCCGGUGUUUUAUAGCCGGUAUGGGGCCCGGAUCCGCACGUCGCCGCGGUUCCAGUUGAAUUUGUAG
Messenger RNA from Aspergillus brunneoviolaceus CBS 621.78, 1479 nucleotides. Its product is annotated as MFS transporter. Gene Ontology annotation, molecular function: transmembrane transporter activity. The coding region runs from base 1 to 1479 and encodes 492 amino acids. NCBI's taxonomy places the organism in Eukaryota, Fungi, Ascomycota, Eurotiomycetes, Eurotiales, Aspergillaceae. The record is from RefSeq and is a predicted model, not a curated record. Gene Ontology annotation, biological process: transmembrane transport. The transcript is spliced from 4 exons.